UCAAAAUCAUUACCUCCGGCCCCAGCCCUCCAACGGCUAUUCUCUCAUCUUUCUCUCUCUAUCUUCCCGGUCAGUUUCUCUCGCCGCAUUGUCAGAUUCUUCAAUCGAACCAUAGUUAUCUCUCCAUUUCUCUCUCUCUCUCUAUCUUUCUCGUCGACAAUGAAGCCUAUUCUGCAACCGAGAAACGAGGCCUCGGUGAGUCCGAACCCUAGCUCUGUAAAGCAAUUGCAGAAAUGGCCUACGCCGCCGCUACCGAAUUCCAGCGGCAGUAGCCGGAAGCAGAGAGUUCCCAAGGAGAAUGCUCCGCCGCCAGAUCCGUACUCGUCUCCGUCGGCCGCGAUGAAACAUAAGAGUCCGCUUCCUCCUCGGCCGCCGAACUCGAAUCCUCUGAAGCGGAAGCUCAUUAUUGAGCCGACGGGGUCUGAGACUGCGGUUUCUGGCUCUUCUGACUCCGGAGUCAAAGUUAUAGUGAGAAUGAGGCCACCAACCAACGGUGAGGAAGAUGGAGACAUGACUGUUCAGAAAAUCUCCAGCAAUUGUGUAUCUAUAACUGGACAUACUUUUACAUUUGACUCUGUGGCAGACACCCAAUCAACACAGCUUGAUAUAUUCCAGCUUGUUGGUGCACCUCUUGUUGAAAAUUGCCUUGCUGGAUUUAACAGUUCAGUUUUUGCUUAUGGACAAACUGGGAGUGGGAAGACAUAUACAAUAUGGGGACCAGCCAACGCCCUGUUGGAAGAUAACUUAUCAAGUGAUCAACAAGGCUUGACACCACGUGUUUUCCAGCACCUUUUUACAAGAAUUGAACAGGAGCAAAUUAAGCAUGCUGACGAAGAGCUCAAGUACCAGUGUCGUUGCUCUUUUCUUGAGAUUUACAAUGAACAGAUUACUGAUUUAUUGGAUCCAAAUCAAAGAAACCUACAGAUACGAGAAGAUGUAAAAACAGGUGUUUAUGUCGAAAACUUGACAGAGGAAUGUGUUUCUACUAUGAAGGAUGUGAAGCAUCUUUUAUUAAAGGGAUUGUCAAAUAGGAGGACUGGUGCAACAAGUAUAAAUGCUGAGAGUUCACGUUCACAUAGUGUAUUUACAUGUGUGGUUGAAUCACGAUGCAAGAGCAUGGCAGAUGGCUUAAGCUGCAGAAAGACAAGUAGAAUAAAUCUAGUUGACCUUGCUGGAUCAGAACGACAAAAGCUGACAGGUGCAGCUGGAGAGCGAUUGAAGGAAGCAGGGAACAUCAAUCGAUCACUUUCUCAGCUUGGGAACUUAAUAAACAUUCUUGCGGAAGUUUCACAAACAGGGAAGCCAAGGCACAUUCCAUAUAGAGAUUCGAAGUUGACGUUUUUAUUGCAGGAAUCCCUAGGUGGGAAUGCAAAACUGGCAAUGAUCUGUGCCAUUUCUCCUUCUCAGAGCUGCAAGAACGAGACUUUCAGCACACUGAGAUUUGCCCAACGUGCAAAGGCAAUCAAGAACAAGGCUGUUGUCAAUGAAGAAAUGCAGGAUGAUGUGAAUUUUUUGAGGCAAGUUAUACGGCAGUUGAAGGAGGAACUAAUUCAAAUGAAGACGAAUCAAAAAGACCAGAAUGGAAAUUAUUCUACUGGAUGGAAUGCCCGGAGAAGUUUGAAUCUGUUAAAGUUUAGCCUCAAUCGAUCACUGGCAGUACCUUUUGUAGAUGAUGAUGGUGAUACAUUAAUGGAAAUUGUUGAAGAAGCUGAAAGACUAGAUCUCCAAUCAAAUGCAUUUAAUGUGGAAACAGGGGCUGCAUGUACUGAAGAAAUUGCUCAUGAAGAUAUGGAUGAAGAACCGACUCCUGAGAAGUCUCCAAAUUGCUCAUCUAAUCUCAGUAUAGUUCCAUGUGAUAUUCCAAAGUCUCCUACUCAAAGUGUUUCACCAAGGGUGGUUAAUACUGGCAGUAGGAAAAGUCUUAGGACUUCAUCAAUGCUAACUGCCUCUGAAAAGAACCUUAUAGAAAAUGAGUUGGAUGCCUCAAAUUCAUCCUUGACAAAGCCCUCAAACAGCACUUGUUUGAAUACUCAAUCAACACGAAGUAGAAAUUGUUUUAAGUCAACUGAACAUUUGGCUGCUAGUCUUCAUCGUGGUCUUGAAAUCGUUAGCGCUCAUCGACAGAGUGCAGCUUUAAGAAAGUCCUCAUUUAGAUUCUCUUACAAACCUGCUGAAAUUAGAGCAAUAGUACCAGUUACUAAAGUUGAUGUGGGUGUCCAAACUGUUCUUAAUGACAAUGAGUCAUUCCAAGAGGGUUCACUAUACUUGUGUAGUAAAUGCAAGACAAAAAAUUCUUUACAAGAGCCUAAAGAUGCCAGUGAUAGUUUAAAUCUGCAGUUAGUACCUGUUGAUGGGUCACAGUCUUGCGAUAAAUUCAAGGUUCAAGUGCCUAAAGCGGUGGAGAAGGUCUUGGCAGGAGCUAUACGGAGAGAGAUGGCACUGGAAGAAAUAUGCUCCAAACAAAGUUCAGAAAUUAUGCAACUAAACCGUUUGAUUCAGCAGUACAAACAUGAGAGAGAAUGCAAUGCUGUAAUCAGUCAAACACGAGAAGAUAAAAUUGCACGCCUUGAGAGCUUGAUGGAUGGGGUCCUAAUAACUGAGGAUUUUAUGGAGGAUGAGAUGUUGUCACUUACUCAUGAGCAUAAGAUUCUGAAAGAAAAAUAUGAAAAUCAUCCUGAACUUUUAAGCACAAAAAUAGAACUGAGACAAGUACAAGAUGAACUGGAAAGGUAUCGCAACUUCUUUGACUUGGGUGAGCGGGAAGUACUGUUGGAGGAGAUUCAGGAUUUGAGAAGUCAACUGCAGUUUUAUGUGGAAUCUUCACCUAAGGCAUCCAAAAAGCAAAGUCCAUUACUGCAAUUAACAUAUUCAUGUCAGCAAAGUGUGGGAACACCUUUGUCUGCAAUUCCAGAACCAGUGGAGGAUAGUGCUGAGCAUAGAUCUUUGUCUGCAAUUCCAGAAUCAACAGAGGAUAGUGCUGAGCAAAUACUUGAAAGGGAGAGACUGCAGUGGACUGAAACAGAAAGUAAGUGGAUCAGUCUUGUGGAAGAACUGAGAUCAGAGCUUGAAGCUAGCCGAGCACUAGCUCAAAAGCAAAAGAUUGAACUUGAAAUGGAGAAGAAGUGCUCAGAAGAGCUGAAAGAAGCAAUGCAGAUUGCAAUGCAGGGUCAUGCACGCAUGCUUGAACAGUAUGCUGAUCUCGAGGAAAAACAUAUGCAACUGCUUGCUAGGCACAGGAAGAUCCAAGAUGGAAUAGAAGAUGUAAAGAAAGCGGCUGCAAAGGCUGGAGUAAGGGGUGCCGAAUCUAGAUUCAUAAAUGCUCUUGCUGCAGAAAUUUCAGCACUUAAAGUGGAAAGAGAGAAGGAGAGGCGAUAUUUCAUAGAUGAAAAUAAAGGACUUCAGGCUCAAUUAAGGGACACUGCCGAGGCUGUAGAGGCUGCUGGUGAGUUGCUUGUACGGCUAAAAGAAGCAGAUGAAGCUGUUCAAGUUGCUGAGAAACGGGCCACAGGUGCGGAGCAAGAAGCCAGCAAGGCUUACAAACAGAUUGAAAAAUUGAAGAAAAAGCAUGAAUAUGAAAUCAACAGCCUGAAACAAUUACUUGAAGAAUCUCGAGUGCAUAAAGAAAAAGAAGCCGUAUAUGAUUCUGUAGAGGCAUGCAGUGCGGGUAAGUAUGAUGCUGCAACACAGACACAGAGCUCUGGUGAUCAACGGUGGAGAGAGGAAUUCGAGUCACUCUAUCAGACUGAAGAGGAGCUGGCAAAAUUAGAACCCACUUCAUGGUUCUCUGGUUAUGACCGGUGCAACAUAUAGGACAGAUGCUUUUUUUUUUUUUUUUCAAAACCAUAUAGAACGUGAUGUUGUAUGUACCAAUGUAGUAUGCUCUGUUAUACAGAUUAAAGAAUCUUUUGGCCUUUUACCAACUUUGUGUUCAAAUUUUAUGACAUAUUGUUUCAGAGGUACUUGGAACAUUUGUUGUUCUGAGACUUGUAUCCUUGCCAAUACAGUUCACAUGGGUAUAUGCUCA
Molecule: messenger RNA, 4024 nt
Organism: Ipomoea nil (Japanese morning glory)
Lineage: Eukaryota; Viridiplantae; Streptophyta; Magnoliopsida; Solanales; Convolvulaceae
Product: kinesin-like protein KIN-12B
Exons: 16
Coding region: 160-3810 (1216 amino acids)
Biological process (GO): microtubule-based movement
Molecular function (GO): ATP binding; microtubule motor activity; microtubule binding
Source: RefSeq, a predicted model, not a curated record